AUGGCUCAAUCUCAAGACCUGUCUCGUACACUGCCUUUAUGGCUCGAUCCUUCCCACGCCAAACACAUUGUCCGAGGAAACUUGACGACUCUUAGUGCCCGCCCGAAGACUGUUGAGCCGGGAGAAUGGGUCGCACAUCAGGGUAACGUCUAUACGAUCGGAUCAAUGAUAUACUACAACAUGUAUCACCAUCUGACUGUAUCCUCCUUCCUAGUGGUUGAGCAUUACCAACUAUUGUGGAGUUUCGUGCGCCUUGUUCAUGAUAAAGAGGGCCAGGAGCACCGUGGCGCCUCCAUCUGCAAACCGGCUACUUGCCCCAAGAUGUCGGCUGGACAGAAUCACUCCUACACUUGGCUCGACGAGGAGCAGAAGCCUGUAGAGCUCCCGGCCCACGAAUGCAUAACACAUUUGCAGCGAUGGAUAUCUGCAAAGAUCAACAACAUCGCCAUCUUUCCGACCGAUCCGUCUGGCACAUCAUCUGCAUUCGACCCUAGUCUUGAGAUGCUAGAGCGCCAUGAACUAGAACCUAUGCAGGACCUCAUUAAUCUCUGGGUAGCUGAUGGCACCUUUCCUGCCGAGUCAAAGGCCUAUGUGUAUGGAGACUUGGAGCGUGGUCAAUUUCUUCUUAGGCUAGGCGCUGGUAGGUGA
Hirsutella rhossiliensis is the source of this 648-nucleotide messenger RNA. RefSeq names its product mob1/phocein family domain-containing protein. Gene Ontology annotation, molecular function: protein kinase activator activity. NCBI's taxonomy places the organism in Eukaryota, Fungi, Ascomycota, Sordariomycetes, Hypocreales, Ophiocordycipitaceae. Gene Ontology annotation, cellular component: nucleus; cytoplasm. Gene Ontology annotation, biological process: cell division; signal transduction; positive regulation of protein phosphorylation. The coding region runs from base 1 to 648 and encodes 215 amino acids. The transcript is spliced from 3 exons. The record is from RefSeq and is a predicted model, not a curated record.